UAUUCGUUCGGCUUCCGUACAAUGACAUGCGAUAACGCGGAAGCUUUGCGGGGCGUGUCAGCUUGUAAAUAAUAAAAGUGAAGCUUCCACCAGAAACUGUCCUGACACGGAGACACUCCUGAUCACUUGAGCACCUCGAGCUAAACACCUGACAGCACAAUGGCAUCACCAACCCCUCUGGCCAAGGCAAACACCAGCUUCUGCCUGGAUCUGUUCAAAAAGCUGGGUGACGACAGUGCAGCAAAUGUCUUCUUCUCCCCUUUUAGCAUCUCUUCAGCCCUGUCUAUGGUGUUCCUGGGGGCUGCGGGCAACACAGCAAAGCAGAUGUCCGAGGUCCUCCGCUUCACUGAGAAAGAGAAGCACCCGCCUGCAGAACAACAAAUGAUGCAGAUGCAGCAGAAGGCAGUAUUCACACUGCCACUCCAUCUGCAGAAGGUCCUGAAAACUCAGGAUUGUCUGGAUGAAAUCCAUGUUAACUUUGCCAAACUACUGGACGAGUUUAACAAGGCAGGCGCUCCUUAUGCCCUCAGUGUUGCCAACAGACUGUACGGGGAGCAGUCCUACCAGUUUGUUCAGGAUUUCAUUGGAAUGACUAAGGAGUUCUACAGUGCAGAGCUGGAGAGUGUGGACUUUAGGGGCAACUUUGAGGCGGCAAGGCUCAACAUCAACAGCUGGGUGGAGGACAAGACACAAGGUAAAAUCAAAGACAUGCUGGUACAGGGUGUGUUGGACAACAUGACCAGGCUGGUGCUGGUCAAUGCCAUCUACUUCAAAGGCAACUGGAACAAGCAGUUUCUGGAGUCUAGAACACAAGAUGCUCAGUUUAAAAUCAGCAAGAAUAACACCAAGACAGUGAAGAUGAUGCACCAGAAAAGCAAGUUUCCUUUAACCUACAUCCCUGAUGUCGACUGCCAGAUCCUAGAGAUGCCCUACAAAGAAAAGGAACUCAGCAUGCUCAUCUUCCUGCCCAACGAAACAGAAUGUGGAUCAGGUCUGGAGAAGCUGGAGAAGGCCCUUACCUAUGAGAACUUUGUGGAGUGGACUCGUCCAGACAUGAUGGAUGAAGUUGAGGUCCAGGUGGGGCUCCCACGUUUCAAGAUGGAGGAGAAGUAUGACUUGAAGAGUGUCCUGGUCAGUAUGGGCAUGGUGGAUGCCUUCAGCCCAGUAAGCAGUGACUUCUCUGGCAUGUCUCCUGGGAACGACUUGAUGCUGUCCAAAGUCGUCCACAAAGCUUUUGUGGAGGUCAACGAGGAGGGAACUGAGGCUGCUGCCAGCACUGCAGCAGUCAUGAUGCUGCGCUGUGCCAUGAGAACACCCCCCUUUGUGGCAGACCACCCCUUCCUCUUCUUCAUCCGACAUAACCCCUCCAUGAGCAUUCUCUUUGCCGGCCGAUACUGCUCCCCUGAGUGAGCGCUACAUCACUUAGAGCAGUGUGUUUCUACUGAAGGAGUGUUACAAUACAUCUACAAUUGCAACGGUAUAAACAUCUUUUUUGGGGGAUUACAAAAAGAAUGUUGAGAAUCACCGCUCCAGAGUUUCCUAUAGCUAAUCACACCCAGAGAUCCUGUCCUAUAUUUUCAACACUAGAAUGAUUAAAACUGUGGUGUUGGAUUUUCUGUGUCUGCAGUUGCCUGCAUUUUUACCCGAGUGAUUCUGUAUUCACACUCUGCCUUAAACAUUAGGUUCUUACACUGUUCUUUUGCACUUAAUCUCAUUCUUAGGAUCUGAUUUACUUUAUGCCUAUUAUACACACAUGGUCCUAUUAUGCUGCACCUGCACACCCUACCCUAUUUUAUCUAGACCAUUAAAGUCUGGUCUAUCUUAUCUCAUACCUUACACCCUCUAAAAGAAUUUGCCUUUAUUAGAAUUUCUAUAAUGCUGCUUUUUUCAGCCACCAGCGCAGACAUCGAUUGAAGGUGUGACAGUUGCAAGAUUCACACACCUUGCACUUUGCACACUUCUGCACUUUUCAUCUUUUUUAUAUAUGCAGUUACCAAAGAGAAUAAUGUGAUGAAAUCAUAUUGACUAUCAGGAGCAACAGCUUGUAUGAAGGUUUUUUAAGUAUCCUUAUGCUUUUAAUUAUGGAAUAAACUUGUGUGAAUGGCAAA
Messenger RNA from Larimichthys crocea (large yellow croaker), 2108 nucleotides. Its product is annotated as leukocyte elastase inhibitor. Gene Ontology annotation, biological process: negative regulation of endopeptidase activity. The record is from RefSeq and is a predicted model, not a curated record. NCBI's taxonomy places the organism in Eukaryota, Metazoa, Chordata, Actinopteri, Sciaenidae. Gene Ontology annotation, molecular function: serine-type endopeptidase inhibitor activity. The transcript has 10 exons. The coding region runs from base 160 to 1410 and encodes 416 amino acids.